UUCCCCGUAAAGAUGGUAUUUUCAUUUUUUUUUGCUUCUUCACUCUCAUUUUCCCUUCUUUCUUGAUUCUGUUUCACACCCCCUUUUCCUUUUUCUGUUUGAUUAAUCUUCAUGUUUUCUUCAAGAUUUCUUUCACCCUUCUCUCCCUCAUUUGUGUAGAACCAAAAUUCCAAGAAAAGUUUGCAUUUUCUGCACAGACAUUUGACUUCUGAUAGUACAUUUGGUUAUGCUUUUUACAUCAAGAACUGCAGAUUUCUGGGGUUUAAUGACAAUUUUCCAACAUUUUGUGUCAUAUUGUUGAAAUCAAGGGAUUUGGGAUUUGGGUUUUUGGUGAUUUGGGGUUUUUGUUGGAGUUACAAAAAGGGUUUUAGAGCAGAAAAACAGAGGCCAUGGCAGGAGGAGGAGGAGGACAAGCAGCACCACCUAAACAAGAUGAGUUGAUGCCACACCCUGCUAAAGAUCAACUUCCCAAUGUUUCUUAUUGCAUAACCAGUCCACCACCUUGGCCUGAAGCAAUACUUUUAGGUUUCCAGCAUUAUCUUGUGAUGCUUGGAACAACAGUUCUCAUUCCUACUACUCUGGUUCCUCAAAUGGGUGGAGGGCAUGAAGAAAAGGCAAAGAUGAUUCAGACACUACUCUUUGUUGCUGGUCUCAAUACGUUAACACAAACACUUUUUGGAACACGCUUACCGGCUGUCAUUGGAGGCUCUUUUACUUUUGUACCUACUACAAUUUCAAUCGUGUUGGCUGGUCGAUACAGGGACAUUUUGGAUCCUCAAGAGAAAUUUGAGAGGAUUAUGAGAGGGACUCAGGGUGCUCUUAUCGUUGCUUCAACACUUCAGAUUGUUCUCGGGUUUAGUGGACUUUGGCGCAAUAUCACGAGGUUCAUGAGCCCAUUAUCAGCCGUUCCACUGGUUACGUUAGCCGGAUUUGGGCUAUACGAAUUUGGUUUUCCGUUGGUUGCCAAAUGUGUCGAGAUUGGACUUCCACAGCUUGUUGUUCUGCUAAUUUUCUCACAGUACAUACCCCAUCUUAUGAGUGGAAAAAGCCAUAUCUUUGACCGGUUUGCCGUUUUGUUUUCGGUGGUAAUCGUGUGGAUAUAUGCUCACUUACUCACUGUUGGUGGGGCAUACAAGAACAAAUCUGAUGCAACUCAACUAAGUUGUAGAACUGAUCGUGCUGGAAUCAUAGGCGCUGCACCCUGGAUUCGAGUUCCUUAUCCAUUUCAAUGGGGAGCGCCCACAUUUGAUGCCGGAGAAGCUUUCGCUAUGAUGGUUGCUUCAUUUGUGUCUCUGGUCGAGUCUACUGGCGCUUUGAUUGCGGUUGCUAGGUAUGCGAGUGCGACUCCUAUGCCACCGUCGGUUCUUAGCCGUGGCAUUGGCUGGCAGGGAGUUGGCAUUCUGUUUUCCGGAAUCUUUGGGACAGGAAAUGGUUCUUCCGUAUCUGUUGAGAAUGCUGGUUUGCUCGGUUUAACACGCGUUGGUAGCAGAAGGGUCGUUCAGAUUUCUGCCGGUUUCAUGAUAUUCUUUUCCAUUCUUGGAAAAUUUGGGGCGGUAUUUGCAUCGAUCCCAGCACCCAUUGUAGCCGGAUUAUAUUGUUUGUUCUUCGCCUACGUGGGCUCAGCAGGCCUCGGGUUCCUCCAGUUUUGCAAUUUAAACAGCUUCAGGGUAAAAUUCAUUCUUGGAUUCUCGAUCUUUAUGGGCUUAUCGAUACCGCAAUACUUCAACGAGUACACCGCCAUCAAAACUUACGGCCCCGUCCACACGAAAGCCAGAUGGUGGAAUGAUAUGGUAAAUGUACCAUUCUCUUCGGAAGCGUUUGUUGGCGGAUUAUUGGCGAUGUUUCUAGACGUAACAUUGAGGCAAAAGGACGCUGCGACAAGGAAGGACCGAGGGAUGCAUUGGUGGGACAAGUACCGAUUGUUCAAGACGGAUACGAGAAGCGAAGAAUUCUACUCCCUACCCUUUAAUCUCAACAAGUUUUUCCCUUCCGUUUGAUCGAAAAACAGGAUCUUUUGUUACCAUUGCAUAGCACGUUGUUACGAACAUUCGAUCUUUAUGCAUUCGAUUUUGAAUCUUGAUC
Cynara cardunculus var. scolymus (artichoke) is the source of this 2082-nucleotide messenger RNA. Its product is annotated as nucleobase-ascorbate transporter 6-like. The transcript has 14 exons. The record is from RefSeq and is a predicted model, not a curated record. Gene Ontology annotation, cellular component: membrane. Gene Ontology annotation, biological process: transmembrane transport. Lineage: Eukaryota; Viridiplantae; Streptophyta; Magnoliopsida; Asterales; Asteraceae. Gene Ontology annotation, molecular function: transmembrane transporter activity. The coding region runs from base 390 to 1997 and encodes 535 amino acids.